This is a messenger RNA of Malassezia japonica, 2328 nucleotides long. Its product is annotated as endothelin-converting enzyme 1. The coding region runs from base 1 to 2328 and encodes 775 amino acids. The record is from RefSeq and is a predicted model, not a curated record. NCBI's taxonomy places the organism in Eukaryota, Fungi, Basidiomycota, Malasseziomycetes, Malasseziales, Malasseziaceae. Gene Ontology annotation, molecular function: metalloendopeptidase activity. Gene Ontology annotation, biological process: protein processing. Gene Ontology annotation, cellular component: plasma membrane. The transcript has a single exon.
AUGUCGGGACACGAAACUGAGCCUCUUCUGGAUACGGAGCGCGGCACGCGCGCCGAGAUCGAAGGGCGCGUGCGCCGCGUCGCCCGCAAGGUGCACGACACCGUCCUCAAGCCGCUCGCCCACCCGGCGGUCUGGCGCCCCGUACUUUUGGUGCUCGCGGUGCUGAACCUGCUCGCGCUCCUCGCCCUCUUCUCCGGACGCAAGGAGCCCGGCGAGCAGGAGGACGUGCUUGACCACGUAUGCACGUCGCGCGACUGCGUCCAGGUCUCGUACGAGCUGCAGCACUCGAUGAAUCGCACCGUGGAUCCGUGCGACGAUUUCUACGAGUACUCGACCGGCGGCUGGCGCGCAAGCCACCCCAUCCCCAGCGACUCGGGCCUGUUUGGCAUCGGCCAGUUUGUGCUCGCGAACAACAACAAGGUGCUGCACAACAUCCUCCAGGGCGACGUCGAGCCGUCAAGCCGCGCUGAUAAGGAGAACCUCGCGAAGCUGCGCACGUUCUACGGCGCGUGCGUCGACACCAAGGGUCAGGACAAGGAGGGAGCGAAGCCGCUUUUGAACGAGCUCUUUGCGCUGCACAAGGAGCUGCACGCCUCGAAGGACUCGCUCACCGAUGCCGUCGCUUGGCUGCACGCCCGCGGCGUCAAUGUGCUCUUUGAGCCGGCCGUCGAGGGCGACCCCGGCCACGGGCCGCUGACUGCCACGCCGCAGAUCGCGCCGGGCGGCCUGAGCCUGCCGGACACGACGUACUACAGCGACAACGAGGUGCUUAGCCUCUACCGCAGCAUCCUCGUGCAGGGCGUCGAGGCGCUCGGCAAGGCCCUCCGCUCGCACAAGGCCAUGGAUGUCCUGGGUGGCGAGCCGGGCAAGAUUGCCGACGCCAUCAUUGACUUUGAGAAGAAGCUCGCCGAGAUUACCCCGGAUGUCGUCGAGCUGAGCGACCCCCUGAAGACGUACAACCCCAUGUCCGGCUCGCAGCUCCAGAAGCUUGCGCCGGCAAUCGACUGGGAUGCGUACCUGCACGAAAUGAGCACGUCGGGCGUGUCUCCCCACAAGGUCGUAGUCGCAAGCACGGCGUACGUCAAGAAGCUCGGCGCGCUGCUCGAAAGGACGCCCGCACGCACCGUGCGUGCCUACCUGUACUGGUCGGUGGUCCGCGAGUUUGGCCUCUUCCUCGGCCCCAACGUCGAUCUCGGCGAGCCCGCGCGCCGCCUCAACCGCUUCGCCAAUGGCCUCGACGAAGACGCGGAGGAGAACCGCGACACGACGUGUUUGGACGCGGUCAGCGCCGCGCUCGGCUACAUGUCCGGCCGCUUCUACGCCGAGGCGACGUUCGGCCCCGAGAGCAAGUCGCAGGUCGAGGAGCUGAUGGACACGAUCCGCCUCGCCUUCUUCCGCAAGCUCCAAAGGCUCCCGUGGCUCGACAACUCGACGCGCGAGACGGCGCGCCAAAAGGCCGAGGCGAUCGUCAUCAAGAUCGGCUACCCUUCCACGCCGAACUCGGAGAGCGCGUCGGCGAUCCGCGACUGGUACGCCUCGCUCCAGGUGGGCGGCUCUUACUUUGCGAACCAGGUCGCGGCGCACCGCUUCCUCGUUCACGAGGCCUGGUCGCACAUUGGCGGCUCGCUCAACACGGGCCUCAUUGGCGACCUGAUGCCGGCCGAGGUCAAUGCCGAGUACAAUGCCGCGCAGAACGAGAUCGUGUUCCCCGCCGGUCUGCUCCAGCCGCCGUACUUUGACCCGACGUGGCCAAUGUACCUGCAGUACGGCGCCUUUGGCACCACGGCCGGCCACGAACUGUCCCACGCCUUUGACCCGUCCGGUCGCCUCUUUGACAAGAACGGCUACCUGGACGACUGGUGGACGCCCGAGACUGCCAAGGCGUUUGAGGAGCGUCAGAGCUGCAUCGAGGAGCAGUACGGCAACUACACGAUCAGCGACGGCGAGGGACACGAGUACAAGCUCCAGAGCAAGUUUACCAUCGGCGAGGACGUCGCGGACGCGGGCGGCCUUGCGCAGAGCUACUCUGCGUGGAAGUACCGCGUGAAGCACGGCAACCCACAGGUGUGGAAGCGCAACCAGCGCCUGCCGGGCCUCACCGAGUUUACGCAGGAGCAGCUCUUCUUCCUCGCAUACGGCGCGGCGUGGGCGCGCAACAUCCGCCCCGGUGAGGCGAUCAAGCGCCUCAAGACUGACCCGCACGCGCCGACCAAGUACCGCGUCAAUGGAGCGCUGGUCAACUUCCCGCCGUUUGCCGAGGCCUUUGGCUGCAAGGCCGGCAAGGACGCCAUGGCCCUGCCCGCGGAGCAGCGCUGUGAGAUUUGGUAG